Messenger RNA from Coregonus sp. 'balchen', 18456 nucleotides. The record is from the annotation of a GenBank genome assembly. NCBI's taxonomy places the organism in Eukaryota, Metazoa, Chordata, Actinopteri, Salmoniformes, Salmonidae.
AUGGAGAUCGCUUGGAAGCUGGGAGAGAGGGAGGGAGGCAGGGAGGGAGGGAGGGAGGGGAAUGCAGGGUAUGAUUAUGAGUGGUUGGCCAGCAUGUCUUGUGAGUUGAGAGGAGUCUUGCCCAGCUGUAAGCUCACUCAUGGUGCCAUGGCCUUCUUGUCUGUCUGAGGGUGUGUAUGUACAGUAUGUACACCCAUCUGCCUGUGUGUGUGUCUGAGUGCCUGCACCACGUAUGUGUGCGUGUGUGUGUGUGUGUGUGAGCGUCUGUGUGUGUUGAGUUUGUCCCAGCUGUGAGCUCACCGACAGUGCCCCUGGCCUCCUGGUAUGUGUGUGUCAGGGCCCUGUGAUUAAUGACCCACAGGCCUUGUUUCUCCUGCUUCCUUCCUUUCCAGCCAUGUCACACUCACCGUCACACGUCAACCUAAUGGACGCCGGCAGAUUUAUACUAGAACAACCCCCACUAGGCCACAGCAAUAGACUGAAGGUUACUAGGUACUAAACAUACACAUACAUGCAUGCGUGUAUGUGCAGUACCUAGUAACCUUCAGUCUAUUGCUGUGGCCUAGUGGGGGUGCACACACACACAUAGACACACACACACACAAACACACACACACACACACACACACAGACUCAGAGAAACACACACGCACACAAACAAGAUACAAAGCUCCAGGGAUAAUUCAGACAUUUCCAGUCCAAACCCCGCUUAUCAGCCUCUUCUGUUCUGGAAGGGAAGAAAGUGCUGCAGUGGGCAUGUGUGUAAGUGAGGGUGUGUGUUUGAGUGUGUGUGUUCGGCUGUCUGUAGAUUUGCUGUGCGGUGUAAGUUUGUGUGAGAGCAGCAGCAAAGCUUGCAUGUGUGCUGGUUCCCAGCCUGUCAGAGGGCUGUCAGGCUGUGAUUUAUGGUUGCUAGACUCGGAGCAGUCUUCGCUGCCAGUUCAGUAUUGUUACAACUGACAGCUAAUGAGGCCAGACGUGCUUUCAAGCACAGCACUUAACAGAGGCCUCCAUCUACACCAGUCACCGGGUCCUUUUCCUCCUCCUUCUCUCUCCCAUUUAUUUUAUCUUCUAGAGUGACAGUGUAGAGAGGGCUAGCAGCCAUGAGAGCCCUGCUGGGGUACUGAGAGAACAAGACAGAGCAGAGCAGACAGAGAUGUGUGGAGGACACUCUCUUUCACUUCCACUCUUCACUACCUCAUGCACACUAUUUAGCCAGACUUCACACAAAACAGGUACAAGCAAAACUCUUAACACCACGCCACCCUUUACUGCUGCUACACACUGGAUAUUAUUAAUGUUACACUGACAUGGUGUGAUUUAUAUGAUAUUCUAAAAAGAGUAACAGUAAGGAAACAGUGAUGAUAUCACAAUGGUGGGCUCCUUGUUGUUCAGACAGUGGAAACAUACCUGGACUAUGAGUUUUAGGCAGUGGUCUUGUCUGUUCUACCUUCAACACAGCUCUGUGUGUAGACCCCAUGCAAUAAUCACUACCAGAGUCUCUGGCAGCAGCACCCGUGCCCCCCCUUCCCUGGCCCCUGGUUCCUUGUCAGUCGUGAUUAAUGGUAGGGCCCCGGUGCGGCUUACGUUGCCAGUUCCAGCGAUGUUCCCUUGAUACUUAAUGAACUCUGACAAACUUAUUUUCCCUUGCUCUGUUGUUCCUUUUUUCUUUCCUCGUUUAAAAUGCACAGCACAGAUCUGCCAUGCACUGCGGCACCUAGAGGUUAGGGCUGGCUGGUUUCAUAUGUCUGAAGCGACUGAUCGAGGGCUAAAAUAAGGUUUGUUGUGGAGGUGAGAAAGCAGUAACACAUAUACAUCAGAUGUUUUUCAAGCUUGAUGAGGUGUUAUCACUCUACUUUGUGAGCUGCACAAUAAAUAAUCUAAUGUAUCCUAACUAUAAUGGAGCUAGAUCAUCUUAAAUAGUAUUUUGUACUUGCUGCCAGUGCUGCAGUCCACCGCUAGUCUCACCAUCAUCAGCUAAUUUAGUCAGUCCAGCACAUGGAAUCAGGUUUCAAGUUCAAGUUUCAAGUUUUUAAUGUCACGUGCACUUGUACUGUGAAAUGCCUUUCUUGCUAGCUCUUUCCCAGCAAUGCAGUAGUACUAUAUAUUUUUUAUUAAGUCGAACAAAAACACGAGAAAUAUCAAUAAGAAGAACACAAGAAAGUAAGUAAUCUACACUAUAUACAGGGUCAGUUCCAGGGUCAGUGCCAAUACCAUAUUUACAAUGUGCAGGGACACUGGAGUUGUAGGGUUAGAUAUGUAUAGGGGUAAGGUGACUAGGCACCAGGAUGUAUGAUAAACAGAGUAGCAGCAGCGUUUAUGAUGAUUGUAUGUGCGUGUGUGUAGUCAGUAUGAAUGUGUGUGUGUGUUAUGUGUGUGUGAGCAAAUGAAGUGUGUGUGUGUGUGUGUGUUGGCGUGUCAGUGUGAGUGAGUAUGUGUGAGUGAGUGUGUAGAAUGUGCAUAGAGUGAUUGUGGGAGUGUGCAUAGAGAUAAAAUAGAAGGAUCAAUACAGAUAGUCUGUAACAAUUUCGUUAGCUAUUUAGCAGUCUUAUGGCUUGGGGAUAGAAGCUGUUCAGGAGCCUGUUGGUGUCAGACUUCACGCUCCGGUACAGCUUGCCGUGCGGAAGCAGAGAGAACAGUCUUGGGUGGCUGGAGUCUUUAACAAUUUUCCGGGCCUUCCUUUCACACUGCCUGAUAUAGAGUUCCUGGAUGGCAGGGAGUUCGGCCCCUGUGACGUGCUGAGCUAUUCGCACCACCCUCUGUAGCGCUCUCCAAUCAAGGGUGGUGCAGUUGCCAUACCAAGCAUUGAUGAAGCCAGUUAGGAUGCUCUAAAUAGUGCAGCUGUAUAACUUUUUGAGGAUUUCAGGGCCCAUGACAGAACUUUUCAACCUAAAGAAAAACACCAAAAGCAAAGUUGGGUUGGAGCUCCUUAUAAUCAACUGCAACUAACUGAAAACAUUAGGCUACUGUGGCAUAACUUUAUAUAAAUAUUUGGAAUAUUGUCAAACUUGAUACAGAUAAACCAUACAUUCGACUAUAUCCCCAAAAUAUUCAAGACAACAUUGGUCCUCAAAUGGCUCUCAAACAAAUGACAAUGAGGGAGUUCGAUUAAGUGAACCGGGCUAUGGCCUAUGAUGUGAAUGGGCAAAAGUGGAGAGGGAGGAUCACCCUUCUCAAAUCGAACAAUAAUCUGCGCCGCUUGGUUAUGUUAUCAACAAGGCAGCAUGAUGCAUUGUUUAGAAACACACAUCUCUUUUCCGUAAAAUAUAUGUUCGAAUUUUCAAAGUAGUUCUAUUGGGAAGGCAGAUAAAGCCUUUUAAUCAAAAGUAAUCACUUUUGCAUGUGAAAACACAGAAUCCUACUCUUUACUCCACGUGCUUAACCGUUUUAUUUUGAGCCAACUUUGCCAAAAUGGGGCACCGAGCUCACGCCAGGGAGGCAGCCCUGUUCCAAAACGAAUGCAAUCAACACUGGCACGGGACAUUAAUCAAAUCCCCUCACUGGACAGUCUAUAUACUCACACAGGUCCUUCCGUUACAACGCUCUCAUCUGCAAACUGGAUUUAGGAGUGGUUUUAUACCAUUACAUGUUCCCCACUCAUUAUGAUCCCCUGUGAAGCACUGACCAAAACUAUGGUUCCUACCUUGUUCCAGUGAUAUAAAAGCACUCUGCCCUAUUGUAUCACAGCAAACAGUGUAGCAAUUUACCUAUCAGUAAACUUGUAUAAAUGCGUGAUAUAAAUGCCACAAUUAAUAGAAAAAUCAUAAACCUAGAUAUAUGAUUACAAAAAUUCACAGAAACAACUUCUACACAACAGUCAGAAUAUAUAGCUUUCUUUGAUAUAGUCUUUGUUGCCCUCUGCCGGUUUUGUGGGAUAUUUCCUCUAAAGGCACUGAAGAACGCCCAACUGAUGACGCAAAAUUCGGAAGUGAACCUUGUAGUAGGUGUUAGCGGAUAUGUUUUGGCGUUCCUCAUUGAAGACCAUGUAUGUUGCAUUGAUCCGAUCUGUAAUAGACUAUGGAAAUAUAGCAUAUGGUUCGGCAGUCCGGACCUCACUGGAAAGGCUAGAUGUCAUGCAGGGGCAAGGACUCAGAAUAUGUAGUGGGGCGUUUUGGACGUCCCCAGUGGCUGCAUUACAGGUGGAGAUGGGGGAUAUGCCGUUGCAGAUUAGGAGACAGCAGCUGGCAAUGAAUUACUGGGUCUGGGUCAAUUUACAAGGACAUGGGGUGUCUCAUCCUGCGAAAGGGAUUUUACAGGCAUGCUGGGAACAUGAGCGAAGACCGAACACGAGCUUUGGGUGGGUGGGUAAUAACCAGGCGAAGGAGAUGGGACUGUAUGGAAGGGAGUUUAGUCCAACGGUAGUUAUUACUGUAAAUCCACCAUGGCUACUCCCGUCUCCAGUAGUUGAUCUAGAAGUGUUGGAGAGACUACAGAAAGAUAGGGAGGGUGUUGAUCCAGCUGAUUUCUUUAAGAGACGUCUGGAAACUGUGUAUCAGGAUUUUGUGGCCAUUUACACAGAUGGUUCAAAUGAUCCAAGGACAGGACGUACUGGGUCAGCAUUUGUAGUGCAGGAAUGUGGGGUGGAAGUCAGGAAACGUAUUACAGAUCAUUUGGCUGUAUAUACGGCAGAGCUGAUGGCCAUACUGUUGGCCUUGCAGUGGGUGGAGGAAGUUAAACCAGACAGAGUAGUUAUUAUGCUCUGAUUCAUGUGCAGUGUUGAUGAGUCUCCAGUCCUUUAGCUCACGUAGCAGACAAGACCUGCUUUAUGAGGUGCUACAAACCGAUGGCAGGAUUAAACAGAUGGGUAUUCAGAUAAGAUUUACUUGGGUUCCAGCCUAUGUGGGGGUGGAGGGGAACGAGGCGGUAGAUGAACAGGCUAAACAAGCACUUAGUAGUGGGGAUGUUGAUGUUGAAGUGUCAAUGAGCAAGGCAGAGGCAAAAAUACUGAUAUAUACAGUGAUGGUGCAGGGAUGGCAGGAGCAGUGGAAUAUAAAUAAUAAGGGAAGGCAUUUAUUUCAGGUACAGAGGAAAGUCGGGGAGGGGAGGACGGCAGGAAGGGACAGAAGAGAGGAGGCUAUUUUUACAAGAUUAAGGGUGGGACACAGCCAGUUGAAUAAGACAUUAAACGUGAUAGGAAAGCAUCCAUCAGGAAAGUGUGAUUAUUGUCAGGAAACAGAGACUGUGGAGCAUUACAGUAUGGGCAGUAUCAGGGGGAAGAGAGAGGAUGAGAUUUAGUAUGAGGGAGAAGGGGAUACAGGAAAUUAGUUUAAAGAGUAUAUUGAGUAAAGCGUCACAAAUAUUUUGUUAUCUUUUUUAAGAGAAACGGGGUUGGCAGGUAGGAUUUAGUUGAUCCCUGUCUCUGGCCCACACUCCAUUACGGUAGGUGGCGGUAAUGCGCCAUAACGUUGGAUGCCAACCUCAAGAAGAAGAAGGAGGAGGCACCUCGAGUAAUAAUACAGGUAAUAGUACGGGUUUCUAGUACACUUUUAUCAAUGGCCUUUUCAAGUAUCUAAAAGCGACAACAAUGUAUGUGAAAUAUUUAGUCAUUGGGUGUGACUUUCUCCGUGUUUAAAAUCGAGCGUAGGUUAGAUACCUUCCUCUGUAGGAACUAACAUAGUUAGCAUAACAAGCUAAACUGUUGUUGCACAAUGCCUGUUACGUAGUUGGCUUAUCUUGUCUUGACUUGCUGGAGAGGGGUGUAUGAGUAAGUCCAAGACUGGGCGAUUAGAUAACUAAUUCAUGUUUAGCUGUCAGCAUUCUGUCAACUGAAAGUGAAACAACUUCUCCAUGUUAGACUUAGAAAGUGGAACCAAAGAUACUGAACCAAAGAUGACUGAACCUUCACGUGCGAGCUCAAGUUUCACGACCUGGUAUGAAAAGCCUACUUGUUAUCAUUGAUUGACUGACUUGAUCUUAUCUAGACAAGAUCACUAUAGUAGCUUUAUGUGGUUCUUGUUGUAGCUGUGCACAGACUAAUAUCUUGUGGUAGACUUCAGUUGAUGAUGUUUUCAGAGUGAGGUGAGGCAGGCGAGAAGUUUCCUUGCCUGUCUUGGUCAACCCUCUUAUAAUGUUGCAAGGUCAGUCCCUGCUGAUGUCUCAGCUAAGCUUCUUCUUCCUGACUAAUAGGAGUUUACCUUGACAGCAACAUGCCUGCCCUGCACGUGGAUGCCUAGCUGGCACAGAACGUUUUUGUAAUGUUCUACUACAACAUUGUAAAAACGUUUUUUUUUUUUUUUUUUGCCAGCUGAUUGAUCUCACAUCCAGAGCCUUCUAUUUAUAAAUAGAAGGCUCUGCUCAGAUGUUGUUUUUAGCUACAUGCAGCUGAUUCCAUUCUAAUUAACUGUCCUAACAUCCAGAACUUGCAAGAUGACUAUUUACUACACUACAACUCAAUUUUUGUAAAAGCUGUAGGCUAUUUGUAAGGUUAUGUAUUAGAUGAGACUUUAACUCGUCAGUGAAAGGCAUCUACAGUGCAUUCGGAAAGUAUUCAGACCCCUUCCCUUUUUCCACAUUUUGUUACAUUACAGCCUUAUUCUAAAAUUGAUUUAAAAAAUAAAUAAAUAAUCUCAUCAAUACCACAUAAUGACAAAGCGAAAACAGAAAUACCUUAUUUACAUAAGUAUUCAGUCCCUUUGCUAUGAUAAUCGAAAUUGAGCUCAGGUGCAUCCUGUUUCCAUUGAUCAUCCGUGAGAUGUUUUUACAACUUGAUUUGAGUCCACCUGUGGUAAAUUCAAUUGAUUGGACAUGAUUUGGAAAGGCACACACCUGUCUGUAUAAGGUCCCACGAAAAACCAAGCCAUCCAACCUGACAGAACUUGAGAGGAUCCGCAGAGAAGAAUGGGAGAAACUCCCCAAAUACAGGUGUGCCAAGCUUAUAGCGUCAUACCCAAGAAGACUCAAGGCUGUAAUUGCUGCCAAAGGUGCUUCAACAAAGUACUGAUUAAAGGGUCUGAAUACUUAUGUAAAUGUGAUAUUUCAGUUUUUACAUUUGCAAAAAUUGUAAAAUCCUGUUUUUGCUUUGUCAUUAUGGGGUAUUGUGUGUAAGUUGAUGGGGGGGGGGGGGGGGGGGGGCUAUUUAAUACAUUUUAGAAUAAGGCUGUAAAAAACAAAAUGUGGAAAAAGUCAAGGGGUCUGAAUACUUUCUGAAUGCACUGUAAACUAGCCUAUUAUUUAAUUCAUCCAUCCCCUAUGUCCAACAUUGUGCAUGCCAAUCCUUUUAAAACUCAUUGUUUAUUCUUCAUCUUCUUCCCAGGAUGGCACAGUUGGGUGCCAUUGCCACAAUAAUCUGUGCGAUCGGAGGUGCAGCUCUCUUCGCCUCUGUUCACAAAAUUGAAGAGGGACACACUGGAGUUUACUACAGGUCAGAUUUAUGUCUUAAUUUAGAUUGAUCGAUUAUUAUGUAACACAGACAUGUCUCUUCGACAUGCAUGCAGAGUAAGGAAUCGUAUCAUCUCUAUUUGUGGCAUAUCUAUCUGCAACAUUUGUUAUGUUGCUCCCUCCUAAACGUGUCCCUGACGUGUGUGUUCCACAGGGGAGGAGCUCUCCUGACCACCACCAGUAACCCUGGCUUCCAACUCAUGAUGCCUUUCAUCACUAACUUCAAGUCUGUGCAGGUAAGACCGGUGUCAGGAACAGGCCCUGGGCAUGACUUGUCUGACGGGGGUUUAGGCUGAAAUGUAGUUGAACAAAGAGAGGAGGCACUGAAACCUGACUGGUCUGAGAUGUUUUUGAGGUGAAAUGUAGUAGGGCAAAGGCUGAGGCUGGAAUUCAAUUAAACGGCAAAGUUUAGGCAGUUUCUUUGUUUACAAAAGUCACCCUGUGCCCGCACACUUCUUAUUCGGAAAAGUGAUAGCAAACCUAUGAUGGUAGUCUACCAGGGGUGUAUUCACUAGGAACCAAAUGGAACGAAGCGGGGAGGGACCUGCCUAUAUUUGUCUAAUAGGAGCUCUAGUUUUCGGUUUCCAUUAAAAAACGUUUUGCUACGAGUGUGCUACUAAUGAAUACACCCCUGGUAGGUUUUCAUACAAAAAAAAGGUGUUGUAUUGGUACAUAUACCGGAUAAGUGCAGUGAAAUGUGCUGUUUUACAGGGUCAGCAUAGUAGUAUGGUACCCCUGGAGCAGAUUAGGGUUAAGUGCAUUGCUCAGAUUUUUCACCUUGUCAGCUCGGGUAUUCGAACCAGUGACCUUUCGCUUACUGGCCCAACACUCCAAUGGCUAGGCUACCUGCCGCCCAAAUACCUGUUGGAAGAGUUUUUUGACCAUGGGAAAAGGAACUACUGUGUAAAUACUACAAUGCAGGUUUUAUUGAAUUGAGCCCUGCAGAAAUUAUGGAUUUGUUGAGUGUUUAACACCUUCUCUUUCUGUUUUUGUAGACCACUCUCCAGACUGAUGAAGUGAAGAAUGUACCAUGUGGCACAAGGUAGGGUUGUCUGUCAUCACUGCCUGAAAUCAACUUAAUGGAUGCAAAGAUUACCAGCUAGUUUUAUCUCCAUUCUUGUGGAUUUAUUGCAUGUAUGUCUAGUUACAUUCUGUUUUAUUUGUUCAGUGGGGGAGUGAUGAUUUACUUUGACCGGAUAGAAGUGGUGAACUACCUCGUACCCACAGCAGGUAAAGUCAUUAGCCAAUGCAUCAAACGUUGGAGCAAAUAAUCCAAUUUUGACAAGGUGCUCGAAGUUUUCUCUCUCAACACAAAACUAAAAACUGAUCUUACUUGUGACAUAACAUGUCUAAUGUUCAAAUCCCUCCUUAGUAUAUAGGCUAUAUUGUUUCAGAACCAAUGUAACCCAUGUAUUGUAAGAGUGUGUUGUCCGCUGCACCAUCAAGUCACUUUUGUUAUGACAGAUGUAAUGGUAGGGGCAGCCAGCCGUGGGAUGGUUGUGUACUUAGCAGUGUUGUAAUUGAGACCGGUCUCUUUUUUUCACCAUUCUGAAUCUCUAAAGAAUCGAAUGUUCUUCUAAAAUAUGAACACAGAAAUACUGGACAUUUUGAGCUCUUGUUAUGGUGGCAAUUUGACACAAUUACAAUCCCCCUCCAGUCUUGAUCUUGACUCGGACUCGAUUUGUUCCGGUCUUGAAUCAGUCUCGCUUUACGUGGUCUCGAAGAAGAAUAAUAAUAAUAAUAAUAAUAAUAAUAAUAAUAAGCCAUUUAGCAGACGCUUUUAUCCAAAGCGACUUACAGUCAUGUGUGCAUACAUUUUUACGUAUGGGUGGUCCCGGGGAUCGAACCCACUACCCUGGCGUUACAAGCGCCAUGCUCUACCAAUUGAGCUACAGAGGACCACAACACUAGUACUUGGCAACCAUUUUCGACAAAGCUUACUGUAGUCCGCCGAUAGACUAGCGUCCGGUCCAAGGGGUGUUACUUGUACAUCUGCCUGAUGCUACGAAAACAGGAGAUGGGCUUCUGCGCUAUGGAGCUACGUAUUUACUCUAGCCACUACUACUAACUUAUACUGCUUUCACAUAGGAUUUACGGUACUGUAUAAAACAUUUGGCAAUGUUUAUAUGACCCCCUUAUAAACAGGCCCAUUUUGACCACAUUCUUGCCUGCAUACACCAUUGAUACCUCCUGUGCGCAUGCCAGAAACAAGUGGUAGUAGUGGUGUGCAGAUAUGGGUGGGCGUCAAUUUUAAUAAAUCCAUUGAGAAUAUACACCAUCAAAAAGGAAUCGAUUAUUAAUUUGUUUAGGCAGGUCCUAAGAAACAUAAGAAUAAUAAAAUGUAUUUUCAAAAGAAUACUAUAGCAUAUUUUGAGUUGAAUUAGGCCUAGGUUACGGGUCUGUGUAGCCAUGGCUGUGCCAUCCAAAUGAAAUCAAUAGUUUGUUAUUUUGUUAAUCAAACAGACAAGACACACCUACCCGAUCACAGUCAACACACAUAUAUUUUAUAAUAAGAAUAUAACAGAAUAAAAUACAAUAAAUAUUUUUCCCACACAUUUUACAUUACAUUUACAUUUUAGUCAUUUAGCAGACGCUCUUAUCCAGAGCGACUUACAGUUAGUGAAUACAUUUUUUUUUUUUUAUACUGGCCCCCCAUGGGAAACGAACCCACAACCCUGGCGUUGCAAACGCCAUGCUCUAUCAACUGAGCUACAUCCCUGCCGGCCAUUCCCUCCCCUACCCUGGGCCAAUUGUGCGCCGCCCAUGAGUCUCCCGGUCGCGGCCGGCUGCGACAGAGCCUGGAUUCGAACCAGGAUCUCUAGUAGCACAGUUAGACCACUGCGCCACUCAGGAGCUAACACACAACUUGUGUCACGGUAAUGUGUAAAACCGCUGUCAUAUUAAAAAAAGUGAUAUUUACGUCAUUUAGCAGACGCUCUUAUCCGACUUACAAAUUGGUGCAUUCACCCUAUAGCCAGUGGGAUAACCACUUUAAAAUUAUUUAUUUUUUUAUUAUUUUUUAUUUAUUUUUUUUGGGGGGGGGGGGGGGGUAGAAGGAUUACUUUAUCCUAUCCCAGGUAUUCCUUAAAGAGGUGGGGUUUCAAAUGUCUCCGGAAGGUGGUGAGUGACUCCGCUGUCCUGGCAUCGUGAGGGAGCUUGUUCCACCAUUGGGGUGCCAGAGCAGCGAACAGUUUUGACUGGGCUGAGCGGGAACUAUGCUUCCGCAGAGGAAGGGGAGCCAGCAGGCCAGAGGUGGAUGAACGCAAUGCCCUCGUUUGGGUGUAGGGACUGAUCAGAGCCUGAAGGUACGGAGGUGCCGUUCCCCUCACUGCUCCAUAGGCAAGCACCAUGGUCUUGUAACGGAUGCGAGCUUCAACUGGAAGCCAGUGGAGUGUGCGGAGGAGGGGGGUGACGUGAGAGAACUUGGGAAGGUUGAACACCAGACGGGCUGCGGCAUUCUGGAUGAGUUGUAGGGGUUUAAUGGCACAGGCAGGGAGCCCAGCCAACAGCGAGUUGCAGUAAUCCAGACGGGAGAUGACAAGUGCCUGGAUUAGGACCUGUGCCGCUUCCUGUGUAAGGCAGGGUCGUACUCUCCGAAUGUUGUAGAGCAUGAACCUGCAGGAUCGGGUCACCGCCUUGAUGUUAGCGGAGAACGACAGGGUGUUGUCCAGGGUCACGCCAAGGCUCUUCGCACUCUGGGAGGAGGACACAACGGAGUUGUCAACCGUGAUGGCGAGAUCAUGGAACGGGCAGUCCUUCCCCGGGAGGAAGAGCAGCUCCGUCUUGCCAGGGUUCAGCUUGAGGUGGUGAUCCGUCAUCCAUACUGAUAUGUCUGCCAGACAUGCAGAGAUGCGAUUCGCCACCUGGUUAUCAGAAGGGGGAAAGGAGAAGAUUAGUUGUGUAUCGUCAGCGUAGCAAUGAUAGGAGAGGCCAUGUGAGGAUAUGACAGAGCCAAGUGACUUGGUGUAUAGGGAGAAAAGGAGAGGGCCUAGAACUGAGCCCUGGGGGACACCAGUGGUGAGAGCACGUGGUGCGGAGACAGCUUCUCGCCACGCCACUUGGUAGGAGCGACCGGUCAGGUAGGACGCAAUCCAGGAGUGAGCCGCGCCGGAGGCUCUGUUUUGAAACAGAGCGCAAGCCCAUGCUUUUUUUAUCCAUGUUUCAUCACUUUCCUACCCACACUCCGUUUUGUUAGGGAGCAGGCGUAGGCUCUUGCCUUCAUCAUGAUACCGAUAGAAAAUAAUAGCAAUCCUAUUUUCAAAAGCAUGUUAGUCUCAAUCAUAUUUCAAUCUUAGGUUCAUAUUUGGAGUUGCCUAGACACGAUUGAGCAAAAUAAUAGGCCUACACUUGAUUUAGGCUACAUUAUUGCACGCUAAAUGUUUCUGAUCAGUGAUAGAUGAAGCCAAUUAACCAAAUAGCCUAUACAGAUGGAGAUUCAUUGAAACAAAAUCACAUUGAUUGAUUAUUAGUCAUUGAAGUCACAGGCUUUUGGUUGGGGGUAGGCCUAGGCUACUAAGCGACUGUGACUGCAGAGCAAAAUAAUCCACUUAUUAAACUACAUAACAUGGUAUAAUGUUCUAAUAAAUGAGCCAACUAGACAACAUGAUCAUGGGCAGUGUCACGGUUUCGGCCGAGGCUGCUCCUCUUCCUUGUUCGGGCAGGCUUCGGCGGUCGUCGUCUCCGGAGUACUAGCUGCCACCGUUCUAUGUUUCAUGUUCAUUUGGUUUUGUCUGUUCAUAACACCUGUCCCUUAUUUGUGUCUUAAUUGUUUCCCUAUUUAGUUUCGUGUGUGUGGGUCAGGUGUUAUGCGUGAUUGUUUUUGUCAGACUGCCUCUGUAAGGAUACCUUUCUCUCGUUGUUGGCUUGUCCCGAGAGUUCGCACUGCGUGCGCUUUUCUUGUGUAUUUCGCACCGUGUUUUGUGCGUAAUUGUUUUGCGCCACCCGGUUGGGUUGGCGACUAUUUUUGGGUUCACGUGUUGAACGUAUAUAUAUAAAAGACGGUUGAAGUCAUCCUGGUUCCUGCGCUUGAUUCCUUUCCACUCAUCUACACACACCACUCUGACAGAAUCACGCAUCACACCUGACCCACACACACGAAACUAAAUAGGGAAACAAUUAAGACACAAAUAAGGGACAGGUGUUAUGAACAGACAAAACCAAAUGAACAUGAAACAUAGAACGGUGGCAGCUAGUACUCCGGAGACGCUGACCGCCGAAGCCUGCCCGAACAAGGAAGAGGAGCAGCCUCGGCCGAAACCGUGACAGUACCCCCCCCUUGACGCGCGGCUCCAGCCGUGCGCCGACCCGGAGCUCGGGGACGACCCGGACGACGCGGAGCAGGGCGCGCAGGAUGACCCCGAUGGAAAUCGGUCAGUAGGGACUGGUCCAAUACGUCCCUCCUUGGCACCCAGCACCGCUCCUCCGGACCGUACCCCUCCCACUCCACGAGAUAUUGAAGACCCCCCAUCCGGCGUCUAGAAUCCAGGAUGGACUGUCACGGUUUCGGCCGAGGCUGCUCCUCUUCCUUGUUCGGGCAGGCUUCGGCGGUCGUCGUCUCCGGAGUACUAGCUGCCACCGUUCUAUGUUUCAUGUUCAUUUGGUUUUGUCUGUUCAUAACACCUGUCCCUUAUUUGUGUCUUAAUUGUUUCCCUAUUUAGUUUCGUGUGUGUGGGUCAGGUGUUAUGCGUGAUUGUUUUUGUCAGACUGCCUCUGUAAGGAUACCUUUCUCUCGUUGUUGGCUUGUCCCGAGAGUUCGCACUGCGUGCGCUUUUCUUGUGUAUUUCGCACCGUGUUUUGUGCGUAAUUGUUUUGCGCCACCCGGUUGGGUUGGCGACUAUUUUUGGGUUCACGUGUUGAACGUAUAUAUAAAAGACGGUUGAAGUCAUCCUGGUUCCUGCGCUUGAUUCCUUUCCACUCAUCUACACACACCACUCUGACAGGCAGCACUCACCUCAACUUAGCUAACAUUUUCCCAGCCUAAUUGUAGCCUAACCAAUAUCCAAACGGAGAUUCACGGAAAACAAAAAUCAGACAUUUAUUGAAUACCUUUCAGAUAUAAAGAAAAAGCGGAAAAACGUCUAGGUAUGAAAGGGAUAUUACUGUAGCCCACAGGAGGAACGGCUCAUAAUAAUGUCCGGAACGGAGCAAAUGGAAUGGCAUCAAACACCUGGAAACCAUGUGUUUGAUUUAUUUGCUACCAUUCCACUGAUUCCACUCCAGUCAUUACCACAAGCCCGUUCUCCCCAAUUAAGGUGCCACCAACCUCCUGUGCUGUAGCCAUUCUUCUUUGUCUUUUCUCUGCAGUGUAUGGUAUAGUGAGGAACUUCACAGCAACUCUUUCUCCUCUCUUCUGCAGUGUAUGAUAUAGUGAGGAACUUCACAGCGGAUUACGACAAGGCCCUGAUAUUCAACAAGGUUCACCAUGAGCUCAACCAGUUCUGCAGCGUCCACUCUCUACAGGAGGUCUACAUCGGCUUGUUCGGUAACUAAUCAAUCAACAGAAUAUUAAAAUGGUUUUAAAGGCCUAGUGUUGUCUCUGGCUGUGUCCCAAAUGGCACCCAAUUCCCUACAUAGUGCACUACUACUACAAAAGUAGUGCACUAUACUGUAUAGAGAAUAGGGUGGUAUGUGGGAUGCAGCCUCUGUCUCCAUGGUAUAUCCUGAUGUGUGUGUGUGUGUGUGUGUGUUGGUUUCCCUCCUCAGACCAGAUAGAUGAAAACCUGAAGCUGACCCUACAGGAGGACCUGACCUGCAUGGCUCCUGGACUCAUCAUACAGGUACAGGGACUGAGAGGAAGAGACAACGAACCAAUCUUAGGGAAUCCUUGCAUACCAGUAUAAAUAUGUUUAUUGAAGGUGAAUAAAUCAAUGUUUAUUGAAAUGUAUUUAUAUGCAAGGAAUCCCUUUGAUUGAUUUUAUUUACUUGAUACUCCACUUACCCUUGUGUUACUGGGAGAGGGAGCGAUGGGAGGAUGGAAUUGUAGAGAAUCCUUGCAUAUAAAUAUGUUAUUGAUGGUGAAUACUCAUUUAACAAUAUCAUGAGCAGUUGGAACAUUGAAACUGCCCAUGUUAUGCGAGUACUCACCUUCCAUAACUGUUUUUAUAUACUAGGAUUGAUUUUUGAUUUGGUUGAUACUCUACUUAUCCUUGUGUGACCCAGGUAGAGCCACACACACACAGGGUUGAAUGACAGACAGCAAACCGGGUUAAGUUUAAAGUAUUGUCUAAGGUUAAAGUAGAAGACUGUACUUCAAUUUUAUGAGGCUCCAUAUUGUGAUAAUGAAUGCCAGGUGAUGAGUGGGCUGCUAAGGGAUCCUGGAUGGACUUAAGUUACUAUCUAAAACUUAAUGAAAGACUAUAAACAGAACAGAUCCCAUGUUGUAAUAUCUGGACUGGAAAACAAUGGGAACAUUGUCAGACUCAAAAAGGAGAGAGAGAUUCUGGCAGACUCAAAAAGGAGAGAGCAAGGGAGAGAAAUAGUCAUUUCCUCCUCGACCCCACCUCUGCUCAUUUCUUUAUAGUUUUAAGGCCCUCUGGGUUUAAACACUUAGCUUUUUCUUCCCAUAAAUCCUCUAGAAGAAAUGACAGUAACAGCUGUAGGUUCUGCCAGGAACUAAUAAUACUACAGUACAGUUCACUUCAGAGUUUCGUGAGGAGUAAGAUUGCGUUUGUUCUUUUGUGCUCCCAAGUUUAACUAGGUAUGUGUCCCAAAAGACACCCUAUUCCCAUGACCUAUUCCCAUGACCCUAUGGGGCCAGUCAAAGGUAGUGCACUACAAAGGGCACUCAGCCUAGAUGAUUCCCUGGUGAUGAGAAUGCCUCUUAUUGCCAUGAAAUGACUUGCAGUUCCACAGUAAAACCAAUGUUCAAUAUGAUCUCAAUCAUCUCUCCGUCGCCCCUCUAUUUCAUGGUUGUGGUUUGGCAAUCUUAACCACAGGCGGUCCGAGUCACGAAGCCCAACAUCCCUGAGAGCAUUCGCAGGAACUACGAGAUGAUGUGAGUAGAACAGUUGGCUGUAUUUUUACAUUUUAGUCAUUUAGCAGACGCUCUUAUCCAGAGCGACUUACAGUUAGUGAGUGCAUACAUUCUUUUUUUAUUUUUCAUACUGGCCCCCUGUGGGAAUCAAACCCACAACCCUGGCGUUGCAAACGUCAUGCUCUACCAACUGAGCUACCUGCCGGCCAUUCCCUCCCCUACCCUGGACGACGCUGGGCCAAUGAAACAUUCUAGAACACUGCAACACUCCAUAUUCCCCAAACCCCCAACCCCCUUCCGUCAUGUAUUUAUAUUCUCCUCAGACAUAGGCUGUGUCCCGAAUGGCACCCUAUUCCCUCUAUAGUGCAUGAUCUUUGACAAGUGCACUACAUAGGGAAUAGUGUGCCAUUUGGGAUGCAGCCCGCUCUCCACUUCCAUCUGGAAGACUUUAGUAAUGGACUGAUGAUGGUAUUUAUUUUCAUGUUUACAUGCUAUUUCCUGGCUGUUGUUGUUUUAGGAUGUUCUGGUGAGUGAUGGGACACAUGCUGCAUGCUGUGGGACUGGAGAAAGAUAUUAACCAGCUUUUAGCACGCACCUUUAAUCUCUGUGUGUGUGUGUGUGUGUGUGUGUGUGUGUGUGUGUGUGUGUGUGUGUGUGUGUGUGUGUGUGUGUGUGUGUGUGUGUGUGUGUGUGUGUUUGUUUAGGGAGGCUGAGAAGACAAAGCUUCUGAUUUCUGCUCAGACUCAGAAGGUGGUGGAGAAGGAGGCAGAGACAGAGCGGAAGAGGGCUGUGAUUGGUCAGUCAUGAGACACUAACACUAUGACCUUUACAUUUUCACAGAAAAAAAUAUUAAACUGACAUUUUCUAAUAAUACACUGACAUUUAUAAACAAAUGACUGUAAGUCUGUUUUGUUGUACUAAUUUUUAAGAGGGAUUCUGCCGUUUUCUCAUUAAAUCCCAGAAUGUAAGGCUAAUUUCCUCUCCUCCCUGUGCUGCUCUACAGAGGCAGAGAAGCUGGCUCAAGUGGCUGAAAUCAAGUUUAGCCAGAAAGUCAUGGAGAAAGAAACAGAGAAAAGGAUCUCUGAAAUUGAAGGUGUGUAUGUUUGGCAAAACAAUAAGAUUGUAUAUUUAAGCAAUAAAGCCAGAGGGGGUGUGGUAUAUGGCCAAUAUACCACGGCUAAGAGCUGUUCUUAAGCACGAUGCAACACAGAGUCCCUGGAUACAGAACCGUGGUAUAUUGGCAAUAUACCACAAACCCCUGAGGUGCCUUAUUGAUAUUAUAAACUGGUUACCAACGUAAUUAGUGCAGUUAAAAUAAAUGUUUUGUCAUACCUGUGGUAUACGGUCUGAUAUACCACGGCUUUCAGCCAAUCAGCAUUCAGGGCUCCAACCACCCAGUUUUUAAUUGUCCUUAGGCCACUGCUCAGUGAAAUGGUGUGCUUGCAUAAUGGGGCUUUUAAGAUGCUCUAAAUGUUUGUCCUUUUCCUUGUGGGUCAUGAUAGUAGAAAGAGGAGUCUCCUGAGGACUGACUGAGUAUGGGAGGUCAAAGCUUAAGUGCAAUACAUUUAGACAUAUCCCGUCACUGCUCCCUCGUGUCUUCAUUCUGCAGCAUCUGUAGCCACGAUGUCGUUGUACUGUAGCCAAUUCCCUUAUCAUAACCUUUCUUUUUGUUUCUCCGGUUAGGCCUACGUUAGCCAUUUUCGCGUGAGCUUGGCUAUCAAUGUAAAGUAAACUUUGCAACGUGUUGUAUUCUCACAUGGGGAGAGGGAACAUAAGCUCUGGCGUGGACAAAUUGGAACAUUUUAAGACCACACAAGUAAUGGAAAGUUCCCGGCUCCACACACUGUCAAUGCGUGGCUGGUAGCCUUAUGUCUGCCUCGCCGCUCACAGAAUGGAAUUCGCAACACAAAAAACUCCUGGGUUUUUAAAAGUAUCUUGAUUUAAAAUGUUUCCGACCCGCAAGCCCACCCACGGGUUGAAAUAAUGUUUUCAUUCCACCCACCAGCUGAUCUUUUUUUUUUUGCAUCUCAACCGCCGGGAACCGUGGUUAUCCGACCCAAUGCAGGACUAUACUAAUGAUAGGGUAACUGCAGAUGGGAAACCCCAUGCUUCAGCCUAUUUAUUUAUAGCCACUAUGCUGCAUCAGUUGGGCUACAGGUGAUAAUCCCUAUUGCUAAUAGCAUACCUGAUAAUAUGUUAAUAUUUUACCAGGAGGUGGAAAUAAUAUUUUAGUUGGUGUCAACGCAAUUUUAUUUUCAUUCAUUUUGGAGUAGAAUGUGCUUUCAAAAAGUCACCAGAACUUAGCUUCAUAAAAAUGAUCCCCUUUCCAGAGGAAACACUGCUCCUCUCUGCCUCUGACCACUAACCCCUGGGUUGCAGAUGGAGCGUUCCUGGCUAAGAUGAAGGGCAGGGCCGAUGCAGAGUUCUACACAGCACAGAGAGCGGCCGAGGCCAACAAGGUGAGAGGGACAUACUGCGAGGAACCCUUCAAGGUUUGCAGAUCUGAAGGUUCUGCAUAAUCAGGGAAGUGAAAGAUCUCUCAGAACCCACUAUGUUGCUUCCUCCAUGCAGAUCUACAAAUGUCCAAGGGUUAGAGCCAAGGGGAGAUGGUAGGGAGGGAUUCAGACUGGCUGGAACAGUGAGAGAGAACACACUGCCCCUCAGGCUACAAUCUAACAGCAUCACAAGACAGCCAGGCAUUCAUCACUGACUUCUGCCCUCUCUCUCUCUCCUCCUCUCCCUCUCUCUCCCUCCUUCUCUCUUCCCCUCCCCUCUCGCGCUAUCUCGCUCUCCUCACUUUCUCUCCCCCCCUCUCUCCACUCCCAGUUGAAGCUGACGCCAGAGUACCUGCAGCUUAUGAAGUUCCAGGCCAUAGCAGCUAACAAUAAGAUCUACUUUGGGAGUAAGAUCCCCCAGAUGUUUGUUGACUCUGGCCCCUCCUCCACUAAGGCCUCAGCUGCCAUGGAUGUCCUAACUGAACAGAUCCUGGACCUAGACUGAUGGAAGGAUGGAAAGGAGGAGAGAAGAGACCCAUCCCAGGGCUGGAGCUGUGGAGUUGGGCCCAUGCCAGCCACACGGUGGGGUGGCAGAGGAGCCUUGGGUUUAUGUGU